Cinclus cinclus is the source of this 2139-nucleotide messenger RNA. It is a transcript of the gene ENSA, whose product is annotated as endosulfine alpha. The transcript has 3 exons. Gene Ontology annotation, molecular function: protein phosphatase inhibitor activity. Gene Ontology annotation, cellular component: cytoplasm. The coding region runs from base 66 to 422 and encodes 118 amino acids. NCBI's taxonomy places the organism in Eukaryota, Metazoa, Chordata, Aves, Passeriformes, Cinclidae. The record is from RefSeq and is a predicted model, not a curated record.
GCCAUUUUGGAGCAGGGCGCGGGGCCGGACGCACGGAGGGAGCGCGGAGCCCCCUCCUUGCCACCAUGGCAACCCCGCUCGGUACUGGCGCCUUCACGGAGGAGACCGGGCAGGAGAAACAGGACACUCAGGAGAAGGACAAAGCCAUCCCCCCCGAGAGGGCAGAGGAGGCCAAGCUCAAGGCCAAAUACCCCAACCUGGGCCAGAAGCCUGGAGGCUCUGAUUUCCUCAUGAAGAGGCUGCAGAAAGGGCAAAAAUACUUUGAUUCUGGUGACUACAACAUGGCCAAGGCGAAGAUGAAGAACAAGCAGCUGCCAAGUGCAGGGCCUGACAAGAACCUGGUGACAGGAGACCACAUCCCCACGCCCCAGGACCUGCCACAGAGAAAGUCUUCACUUGUCACCAGCAAGCUGGCGGGGUAGCCUGCACUCUCAGCUGGUGGCUGCCCUCUUUUUGUCUCUUUUUCUUUUGGCUAAAUGGAUUGAACUUCACUGUACCAUAGGGAUGGGAGCACCAGAAUCCACGUAGUUGUUUGAGUCUUUCCAGCAAACACCCCAAACCCAAGCGGGGGCAGGGUUGGGUUGGCCCUUCCUCUCAGCGAGGCUUUGCCUUAAUUUUCCUGCUGUUUGAAACCAUCCCUGGAACGUUCCCUCCUCACUGGGAGAGCCCUGUGAGGAGCAGGAGGGUGCUCAGGGGAGGCACCUGGAGGAGGGGAAAGUGUGGGGCUGAGGUGUGGGAAGGGAUUGACCCAGCUGGGCAGGAGGUGUGAUCCCAGGUCUGAAGGCAUAGUCUGGUGUGUGUGUUAGAGCUUCAAAGUGAAGAAAUUGGCUGAGAUAAAAAAAAUUCCAGGGUAGGAUUGUUGGGCUGAGCUGCCUGGCAUCUGCCCCUGGCUCAGCUCACAGGGGACAACAUGUCCAGUGGGUGUGGGAGAGGGGUUGGGCAGUGUUUGGAACAUCCUUGUGGCUGGUUUGGGGGUAGGGCCCCAGCAGAGCUGCCCCUGAGCUGGCUUGGUUGGAUGGGCUUGACUGAAUUUGGCCAGAGGGGUCGGCCAGAGGCUCAGCUGCCUCAUGGCCAGGGGACAGUUUCUGUGUCCCUGGGCAGUUCUGCUCAGCGAGGCUGUGGCUGCCCGAGGGUGAGGAGGGGACAGCUCUUCUCUCCCACCACCAGGGAGGUGGGAUCUGAGUGCAGGGGCUCAGGACACAGCAGAGCCCUGCAGCCCCAGCCUGGUCCCAGACUUGGGUGGUCACAAAGCAGCACCAGGGAGAGGGAUCUGUGCUGCUGGAGCUGAUAAUGGAGGGAGAGAGGCAGGACUGGGAGUAACCACCCAGAAAGGGAUAAAAAGCACCAGAGUAGAAUUUGAAGGGUGUUGAGGCAAACCUGUGUUUUGAAAGUGUUGGGCAUCCCAAGCUUGGAUUUUUUUUUUAUUUCUCUUGUUUUUUCCCUACUUUUGUGUUUUCUUUGUCUCAAGCCUGGGAAAAAAAAAUAACAAAACCCCCAAACUAACACCAACAUCACAACAAAAAGCCCCAAACCUAACAAGCUGUAGCCCUGCAGAACCACAUAUGCUGGGGGUGGCACUGUCCCUUCCUUGUGCCCUGGAUCCCAGUGGCCUUUUCCAUGCAGUGUGGACACACCUGUGCCAGGGCAUCCCGAAACCUGCCCCAGUUUCAGCCCCAUUCUGGAAGCACAAGGGCCAAAGGAAGGGAGGCAGGAGUGAAGGAGGCCCGUGCUGGGCUUUCCUUCUGUGUGUUCCUGCUCAUCUGGGUGUUCCCUGGGAACCUGUGUCACCUGUGUCACUUCCCUGGUGCUGGUUGGACCAAGGUGUUGCUUCCCAGGAGUGUUUGCCCAGGGUGUGCUGGAAUGUGGUUCCUGGAUUCUCCUGUGAGAAACAGGCUCUGGUGGCCCUGGGGCUGCUCCUGGCCACUCUCUGGGGAAGGGGCAAGGAAUGUGGUGGAAUUGGGAGCUGCCCCUUGUCCCCACAGGGUCCUGCUCUGGGCUCCAGCACUUUUCCAGCCCCUGUGUGACCUGGCUGGGGCAGUGGCUGCACAUCCUCCUUGGGUGUCCUGCUGUCUGACCCAGCCAUGUUGUAAAUAGAUACAAAUAUAUAAAAAUAUAUAUAAUUUUUAUAUGUUCACCUCU